AUGGCGUCCGAAGUUAGUGGAUUUCGCACAAUCUGCGUAAAAUUUAACGAGAAAUGUAGCUCUUACCACUUUUUGUUUUGUAAAAGACAUUCCACACGAGAUGAAGAUGCAAAAAAGCCACCAGAUAAGACGCUUUUUGUCGUAAAUAUCCCACCAUAUUGCACAAAAGUAAGUGCCUUUGGAACACGUUCGUACACUCCAAUUGUGUCUAAUCUCACUACUUGCUAUAAUUUUAUUGUAAUUCUAUCUUGUGGUACUCUUACUAUGAUUUUGCCUUCAAUAAAUUUUCUUAGGGAGCCUUAAAGCGCUUAUUUAGCUGUUGUGGUGCAAUAAAAGAUGUUUAUCUUGUGAAGCAACCAGGGUCAGAAGAAAAGGAGACAGCACGUUUAGUCAUUCCCUCUCAAAAAGUCAAGGUAGAUUUACAAAGUUUCCCAUGUGCUUACUUUUAAGAAAUUCUCGUCUAUCAAAAUUGUGCAUCUCCCAUACACAACAACAGUAACUUUUCAUGCACCCUGUGAGAGCGCAGAGCCUUCUUUUGUCUUCUUGAUCGAGGUGGGAAAAGGAUGCUCUGCUUAUAAACCUUAUAAACAGCAUUAAGUUAACACUUAAGUUUCACUUAAGUUUUUUGAAGCCGCAGCAGCGCAAACUUUUGUACUAGUUGAUAUUGUUUACUUUUCAAAUGGAGAAUGAUCUUCACAGUUGUGAAUGCAAUUAAUGCAAUUGUUUAUUAAGAAGCCUGAAAAAAGAUUCAGGACUUCAACGGGAUUUGAACCCGUGACUUUGCAAUACUGGUGCCGUGCUCUAACCAACUGAGCUAUGAAGUCACUGAUGUUGGGAGCUGGUUAAUUAUGUGUUUGUUUAGAGAAUCACACCAGUAUGGCGAGGUCACGGGUUCAAAUCCCGUUGAAGUCCUUUUUUUUUUUUUUUUACAGGCUUCUUACUCAAUAGCCCUUAUGCAUGUUUACGUCACACAAGCAAAUUUCACCACCAAGCCUCGUUUUGAAAUUAAAAAUAAGCGAAGUUUCACAGAAAUGAAUUUCCAAGGCAGUAGAAUUGAAAAGAAUACCCAUGCACAAAACGUGCAAAUGCAAAAAAUUUUGUUCACAAACGAGGCUUGUUGGUGAAAUUUACUCGUCUGACGUAAUCAUGCAUAGGGGCUAUUGCAUAAACACGUUCACAACUGAGGGGAUCUUUCUUCAUUUGAUUUCAUUUCCACAGUUCUUACAUGAUUUAUUUCAUAUACAUCUAUCACAUUGUUUACUUUUGUCAAAUGUUUUUGGAGUGCAAGCAUCCAUUUAUUGAUAUAAAACCAAUGGUCAUAUUUGAGGCCGUUGUACCAGUUGCACAGCUAUCAGGCCUGGAUUCAAAAUUGUAUCCAUGCACUUGACAGCAUGCAUGUAUUUACAAGCUCUGCUUGAUCAAUGCUUACUGAAAACUGGAUUUACUCAGUAAUUGACAUUGGGAAUAUUUAUUUCAUUUCCUCUUUGUAGGGAUUCAAAGUUGGUUACAUUGUAUUCAAAAAAUCAUCUUCUAUAAAUACAGCACUAGCUCUGGACAGCUCUACAGUAAGAGUUUUAUCAACAACAGACCAACCUGUAAUUACAGGAAUGAAAAGUAAGUUUUUAACAAGUAUUAAAGUGUGUUAUUUAUUGUCUUAUAUAAUUUAUUUUUGUUCUCCUUUACAGAUUAUCUGAACGACAAUAUAGCCAGCUUAAAUGUUUUCAAAAAGGCACCGAGUUUGGAAACUUUCAAGUUUGGGCUGAAAAAUGUUCUAAUGCUCUCUUAUGUAGGGAGGGGGUGGGGGUUGGUUGAUCUUCUAUUCAAUAGUUUUGUACUUUGUAAUAUUUAUUGUUGUUACAUUUUUACAUUAGCUUAUGGAUCUGUAUUGUUUGGAGUCUUUACUCUUUUACAGAUUAUCCUUUUUAUAUGGCUUUUUUAUCAAUAUUUAAUUUGUAAUUUAAACCAUUAAAUUAUGAAUAAAUACAUACAUAAAUAAAUAAACAUCAUUUUAUUCAGAUGAGCAAUACAGCUGUAAUAUAGCACACUUUUGCAUGAAUAUUUAAUUGACUAUAUGAUAAAGUAUUUGGCAAAUUAUAAUGAAGGUGUGUGUCUGCUUUUCAGAGUGGAUUCAAGAGUACUACCAGCAAUACCCAGAUUCCACAAAUUUACAAGCUGAAAUUGAUGAAUUUAUGGCAAAGUUUGAUGGGAACAAAGAACAGGUUUGUAUAAUGCCAGGUGUACUGCUGACCAGUGAUCAGAGUUUUUUGAAAAAAAAAAAGGCCAUAACCUCAAAAUGUUUUAAUUUUUUUAAUUGAAAGUACACAUUACUGUGAGAACCUCUGUUUAAAAAAAAAUUGUGAUUUGAAUGCAACAUGAUUUUUUUUAGAAUUUUUUAAAAUUAAAAUUUUUAUUUAGAAACAAUAUAUUAGGUUCUUUUGCUGUGUAAGAAAGACUACCUAGGCAAACACAAGUUGGUGAUUGCAAAAUUAGAGUUGAUGAGAUGUACAAAUUUUAAUGUCUCCUUUUAAAUGUUGCAUGUACCAAGCAUUGAAACUUAGUUUUACGUACGGAUAGUUAAUGUUGUGUGUUGUCUCAGAUGGACAAAGAAGCUGCAGAGGCACAAAACCAACCAGAUGAUGAAGGAUGGGUGACUGUUGGAAGAAGUGGAAGGAACCCAGCAGCACCCAGAUUAGAUCCUGCUGAGUUAGAAGAAAAGCGGAAAAAGAAAAAGAAGGUACUUUGUCAUGUUUAAAUCCUUAGAGUGAUCAAUGGCUAAUUUCUGCUCAAAUGCCACUGCUUAUAACCACACAAAGAGUGCUUGAGAAUAAGAAAUAUGAUCACUAUUGUAAUAAUAAAUAAACACACUUUUUUAUUGAUAUAUAGCCCCUGGUAGCUUACAUUUUACUGUUAGUCAUAAUUUAUUUGUUCAAGAAUAUACACAAGGUGUGAUCAGGUAGAUGUGGGUGUAAAUGUGAUCUUUGGUUUCUUUUGUUUUGUUUUUCUUUUUUUUUGCAGCGUGCUUUGUUAAAUUUCUAUCAAUUUCAACAACGAGAAUCAAGGAGAGAACGUGAGUAUCAGUAUUUGAUUAUGUAGAAAUUGGUACCGUACUCAUGUGAGAUAUGUCCAGGAUCGAUCUUGUUAGCAAAAAUUUGCUAGCAAAUUUUUUUCACAAUUGUCGCAAAAGAAAUAAUUGAGAAAAAAUUAUGCCAGAAAAUCACUUACAAAUAUCGCAAAAAUCGCAAAAAUAACAAAUGUAACAAAAUUCCAGACUUAGAAAGCAAAGAAGCCAAGAACGACCCCGAAAUUCCCCAAAUAUCGCAAAAAUCGCAGAAGUAACAAGGAUUUUUCUCGCUAGCUAAAAACACUGUAGCUAGCUUCUGCAAGAUCACGCCCACCUAUUGUUUUCCGUCAUAUAAUUGCUAACCUACAUAGCAAGCAUUUCCGUGCGGUUUCGGAGCAAAGAACAAGGAACGAGGGUCAAAUACCGCAAGAAAAAUGGCACGAGUAAAAGAGUGGGGAGGGGUGGGGAAGAAUUUGCUAACCUAUAAUAAAGAUUUAUAUUUGAACGUCGUACAUGUAAAUUAAACCAAAUCUUGCAGUAACGUCAAGAUUAUAUUUAACAGUAAAGGAGUAACACCCAUUAGACCUACUAUUUGAAGUCAUUUAGCACCCAUUGACAAAAGUGUUGGUGAAAAAUAUUGAAACAUCUAGCCACUUGUGAAUCUUCGCAUGAUCCAACAAACGUUGUUGGCCAACAAUAGUAGGAUCUUGAUCCGCACAAUAAACGUUGCCAUACAUUCAACAAACGUUGGCUCGCAAUGUUUGAAAGAUUCUCACACAUACAAAGUUGCCACUCAUUUUGUGCUACUAGGAAGAUUAAGAUUUACCUCUAUGCCAAACGGCAAACGUCAGAUUCAAGUUGAGAAUUUCUCAGAAUAGAAAAUAAGCAGAUAAAAACUGUCCAGAACAAUUCUUAUGUAUAAAACUGACAUGAAACUACUUGUUUUUUAGUUGAAGUAAUAAACAGUUAACGACAAUAUUAUUAAUUUAAGGGAAAAACUUGGUCACGUGGUACAAAUUCACGUUUGCGAUUUAGCGUAAAUGUGAAUCUUAAUCUCUCCACUGUAACGUUUAACCGUCCGAGAAGAAAGAAAUUUUGGCCAGCAGCGUCAAAACGUUUUCGGCCACAUGCAACUUUACCAUCCAAACCAUUUCGUUUUCCCACACGUCCAACAUUGUUAUUUAACAAAGGCUGACCAACAACUCUGGAACGUCUUUACUCAAGUUUAGUGUGACGAUUAGACACCUCGCCAAUAAUAUUCAGAUUACUGGAACGUUUACCCACACAUUCAGCCUCAUUAUCCAUAAAGUAUUGGCCGGGCCAACUGUCUUGGGUCAUUUAGUUGCAUGUUUAUCAGUGCCAUCCAAUGAAUGGUGGCCAACAAUGUUGGAAUGCAUGCUAUUAAACUUAUCAGCCUUGAACAAGUGCUCACCCAGGGCUUCAAGCGCUUACAAGUUGUUAUCAAUUCAGGUGAUGGUUGAAUCUAAUGCGCUUUUUGAUUUCGCUGUGCUCUUAGCCUGUGCCACAGACGCAACUAUACUUCUGGUUACUAAAUGGGGUUACAUUACAUCUGUAACGCAAGCUACGGCGACCUUAGUGAAUCUUACAUCAAUAUUGCUGUUUUUAUUCCCCGUAACUUGUUUGUUUCAUCUUUAUUUUGGUAGAUAUUGCUAAUUUACGAAAGAAGUUUGAUGAAGACAAGAAGAGAAUCGCCGAAAUGAAGUCAGCGAGGAAAUUUAGACCAUACUGA
Messenger RNA from Porites lobata, 4811 nucleotides. Lineage: Eukaryota; Metazoa; Cnidaria; Anthozoa; Scleractinia; Poritidae. The record is from the annotation of a GenBank genome assembly.